GAAAAGCGUUGUGCGCAGGCGCGGCACUGACAGCCGCUCUCUACCUGAUCCGCAGAGUGUGUGUAAUAAUGGCCUGGAAAUCUGGAGGAGCUAGCCACGCAGAGCUCGUCAACAAUCUCCGCAAAAAUGGAAUCAUUAAAUCAGAUAAAGUCUAUGAGGUUAUGUUGGCUACAGACCGGGCACAUUACUCCAGAUGCAACCCCUAUAUGGAUUCUCCACAGUCAAUAGGUUACCAAGCAACCAUCAGUGCUCCACAUAUGCAUGCGUACGCUCUGGAGCUCCUGCAUGACCAGCUGUAUGAGGGGGCGAAGGCUUUGGAUGUGGGCUCGGGCAGCGGUAUCCUGUCUGUAUGCUUUGCCAGAAUGGUUGGUCCCAAAGGUAAAGUAAUAGGAAUCGAUCACAUUAAGGAACUGGUGGAUGACUCGGUAAACAAUGUGAAGAAGGAUGAUCCCAGUUUAAUAUCGUCAGGUCGAGUCAAGCUCAUUGUGGGAGAUGGGAGGAUGGGACAUACAGAGGAAGCACCAUAUGAUGCCAUUCACGUCGGGGCGGCCGCUCCCACGGUCCCACAGGCACUCUUGGACCAGCUGAAGCCAGGCGGCAGGUUGAUUUUGCCCGUCGGUCCGGCCGGCGGGAACCAGAUGCUGGAGCAGUACGAUAAGAUGGAGGACGGCAGCACCAAAAUGAAGCCCCUGAUGGGAGUGAUUUACGUGCCUUUAACUGACAAAGACAAGCAGUGGUCCAGGGACGAGCUGUGAUGCGGCUGAAAGGCAAUACUCAACCACUCAUCGUGAACUCUUGGAUAUGCUUCCUGGCUCCAGCUUUCCUGUUGCUCAUUGGAUAUCAGUCAAAAUGUAAAAAACAAAACAAAACAAGCAAACACAACAAACAACAGCCAAUAGGAUAUCUGUUUUUUUUCUUCACUCUUUCUCUCUCUGUCUGUUUCUCAGAGACAGGUAGACAUUUGUGUGACUGAAGGAACCCCCAGCAGUGUAAAAUGAAUAGACUGAUUUAUUUAAUGAAAAAAAAAAAAUGUGUGAGGAAUUGGGGGUUUUGUCUG
Chanos chanos (milkfish) is the source of this 1057-nucleotide messenger RNA. It is a transcript of the gene pcmt1, whose product is annotated as protein-L-isoaspartate (D-aspartate) O-methyltransferase. Bases 69 to 755 code for a protein of 228 amino acids. Gene Ontology annotation, cellular component: cytoplasm. Gene Ontology annotation, biological process: protein modification process. NCBI's taxonomy places the organism in Eukaryota, Metazoa, Chordata, Actinopteri, Gonorynchiformes, Chanidae. Gene Ontology annotation, molecular function: protein-L-isoaspartate (D-aspartate) O-methyltransferase activity. The transcript has 8 exons. The record is from RefSeq and is a predicted model, not a curated record.